Messenger RNA from Dioscorea cayenensis subsp. rotundata (Guinea yam), 463 nucleotides. RefSeq names its product serine/threonine-protein kinase EDR1-like. The record is from RefSeq and is a predicted model, not a curated record. The transcript has 5 exons. Gene Ontology annotation, molecular function: ATP binding; protein kinase activity. Gene Ontology annotation, biological process: protein phosphorylation. Lineage: Eukaryota; Viridiplantae; Streptophyta; Magnoliopsida; Dioscoreales; Dioscoreaceae. The coding region runs from base 104 to 463 and encodes 119 amino acids.
CAAAAAUGAUGACCAGAUGGCUUUGCAAAGCUCUGUUGAAAUGAAUGAACCAAUAAAUGACAUUGAAAAACAUGAUUAGAAGAAGCACUUGGGUGAUAGUUUUAUGGGGACAGACAUGUCAUUGAAGAACCUAGAAUCCUCUUCCUCUCCUUCGGAAGUGAGGUCAAGCAGGCUUGAUUCAAUGCUUGAUGAUGUGGUGGAACCAGAAAUCCCGCGGGAGCGCCUUGUCAUUGGGGAAAGGAUUGGACUAGGUUCUUAUGGGGAAGUGUAUCGAGUAGAUUGGAAUGGCACGGAAGUGACUGUGAAGAAAUUCCUGGACCAGGAUUUUGAUGGAGAGGCUUUGGGUGAAUUUCGGAGAGAAGUGAAUAUAAUGUUUAGGUUGCAGCAUCCAAAUGUUGUUCUAUUUAUGGGUGUUGUGACUCACCCUCCCAACUUUCUUCCAAGCCUGAAUGGAUGGCACUAG